This is a messenger RNA of Monascus purpureus, 438 nucleotides long. The record is from the annotation of a GenBank genome assembly. Lineage: Eukaryota; Fungi; Ascomycota; Eurotiomycetes; Eurotiales; Aspergillaceae.
AUGGCAACGACCAAAAUGGCCUCCCACCUAAGCCACGAAGAGUUCUUCACCUCCCUAACAGACCUCCUCUCCAAAACAUCCCAGAAAUCCCACGGCUCCGUCUACCUCACGCAGAAACCUCUUCUUCCACCCACACAAGACCAAGACGGCUCCUCGAUCUCACUACCCUCCAUGCUCAUCCGCGCAACAGACGGGAAGACCAGCGCCCCAAGCCCAACGACGAAAACAAAUACCGAUAAAUCGCAAUCGAAGAGCGCAUCGCAAAAGACCAGGACGCCCAAGGUGAAAAUCUCCACCGUCGUCGCUCUGGAGGAGCUGGAGGCCUUUUAUACGCGGUACGCGGAGAUAUGUAAAGCUGGCAUGUCGGGGUUGAAGAAGAAGCAGCGGAAGAAGAGGAGCAAGGCCAAGGGUGGGGCUGGGAAGGUUACCAAGUCUUGA